UGUUUGUUUUUUUCAAUUUUAUAUAAUUGUUUAUUAAGAAAUAUCAAGCAACAGAGAACAUUUUCGACCUAAAAUAAAAUUCAAAAGACAAUUUAAAAUUCGAAAAGAAAAUUAUCCCUCAAGUAUUUUUGUGAUAUUAGUGAUUUAAGUGAACAUUUAAUUUAUAUUAAAAAAAAAAUUAGUAGUAAAAAAAAUCGUGUUUAAAGACUUAGAACAAAAUGUUGGUCGUAAAUUCUGAAACGACAUCCGAUAUGGAUUUUAUGCUCUUAACAUCAUAUGGACAUAAUUUAGUAUCGCUUGUAGGCGAUGAAGUGUUCGAAGAUCAACAACCAAACACCCAAGAUAUAUGGGAAAAGUUCGAAGUACUUGAUAAUUGCCCGAUGAAUGAAUUUUUCCCGUUAUCACCAUUAUUACCAUCAUUAAAAACCGAUUACCAUGAUCCAAUAUUGGAUAUGAUCGAUAAAGGAUUCCCAGAAAAUAAAUUAUCACGUCCAAGUGAAAUACGAAAUCAUGAUUGUAUGUGGGCUGGACAUUGUGCAUCGAAAGAUCACGAAACUCCACAACAAUCAAAAUAUAAAAAACAAAGUACAUGUCAACAGAAUUCAACAUCUUCACAACAAUCAAAUCAAAAUACAAAUCGUCGUUGUAGUUCGAAUAUAAAUCAACAAACAACAUCCGGUCGAAGUUUGUUAAUUAACUCGAAAAAUAAUCAACAAAUUAAGAAUAAUAUUCGACAUGAUCAUUCAUUUUCGAAAGUUCCAAAAGCUGUUAUCAAUGGUAAUGUACAACAUUACGAGACACCAGAAGUGUCUUCCGAAGAUGACAGCAUGGAUUGUAAUCCACAAUUACAACAAAUUGUUGAUUAUAUAACAUCUGAAAAACAAACAGUUAUGCAAAUCUUAAAUGAAGCGUUAAGUAACACCGAAGCGGAUUUAUGUGAUUAUUUACAUGAUAAUCUAGAAUUAGAAAAUUCUGGGAAAAAACAAACGAACGGUGGUGAUAAUGAGGAAGAUGAUAGUAGUGCUUCAUCGGUGUCAUCGGGUUCCGAAUCUUCGGAAUCAGAAUCAGAGGAAUGUGAUAAUAAUGAAUAUUCACAAACGAUACAAACACCACCCGCAUCGAUGAAAAAGAAAAAUGUGGUGAAAAAUGAUAAUGUUAUGGUGACAUCGAUAAUGCCGGAUCAUGCUUAUCAUCGAUCAGCUGAAUCGGAUCAUUGUUAUCAUAUCAGUAAAGAAUCAUCGAAACGAUUUGAAAAUUUGGGCGUUGAUACACCAUCUGAUUCAGAAGAAGAAGAAAUUGACGUUGUAAAUGUAUACGGCAGUGAAACACACCAUCAAAUGCUACGACAAUACCAUCAAAAAGCACCAUUACCAACAAAUCCCUCAUUAUAUGAUCGACAAACACUUCAAAGAUCCGUAGCCACAGCGAUAAACAAACGUAGACGUACAAUAAAAACACGUUUACCAAAUCAUAACAAUCGAACCGGUACCACAACUCCCACAACAGUUCCUACGUCACAAACUGAGUACAUGCAACAAAGUGGUUCACAACAAUCAGUCACAACAAAUCACAGUAGUGGUACAAAUUGCAGUAGCUACAGCAGUCGAAACAUCAAAGACCAACAUUCUCCUAAUAUAACAAUAUCACCACCCCCAACCCCACAAUCGUCACCUCCACAAAGAGUGAACAAAAAACGUGGUGCCACAGAUAACCUACAAAAAUCAAGCACACAAUCCACAUCAAAAGGUGUAAAACGUGCUCGACGAAGUUACAGACAACGUCGUAAACGUGGCUCAGGUGAUUCAAGUGAUUCCGACAGUGAUAAACGUAGUUUACAUAACGAUAUGGAACGACAACGUCGUGUAGACUUACGUAAUGCAUUUGAUGAUUUACGUGUAUUGUUACCAUCUGUAUGUAAUAAAGAACGGGCUGCCAAGGUAAAUAUAUUACGUGAUGCUGCUGAAUAUUGUCAUGAAGUUAGUCGAUUAGAGGAUAAUUUACAACAAACAAAAUUAGAAUUAAAAAGGCACCAAGAUGGUUUAAAGGCUAGAGUAUCAUAUUUAAGACGAUUGUUAGCAUCAAAACGUUAAAUCAAAUCCUCUAUUUUGUUGGUGUGUAGGGUUUAUUCUCCUAAAAAACAACUUGAUAAAUAGUGUGAUCGUAAAAAUGCAAAUGAAUGCUUAAAAAUAACUCUUUGAUUUUUCAUCUUUUUUCAAAUUGAAUUAAUUAGAACGGCUCCAAGAGAUUAGGUAGCCAUCCUCUCAAAAACAAACAUCAUUCGUUUAUUUUGUUUUUGAUUAGAAACAAUUUUAUUUCUUAUUUUAAAAUAAAACGAGGUGUGUAAUUUUAAAAAAUCGCAUACAAAAAUGCUUAGAGACAUGCUAAAAACAUCGCUUAUAAACAAAGUGUGUCCUGUCAAAACAUAUUAUGACGUCAGUUUAGUGUAAACAAAUUGUAAAAUAUAGACUAUUGACACAAAACAAGGAUAGAUUAUAUUAAAUAUGUAUAGCACUAUCUUUUUUGGACUAUUGAGUGACAUAAACCACUUAUGUGAUAUUAUUUGACGUUUGAAAAUGUUAGGUUAGAGAUUGUAUGUGGUAUGCGAUUUAAUUAUUAUAAAAAAUUAAUUAGCAAAAUGAUGAGGAAGAACGAAAAAGUAUGCAUGAAUUUUAAUUAAAAAAAUAUUUAAAAAUAUUAUUAUUCUUAUUAACUAUUAUAUCUCUAAUAUAAUAAAUGUGUAUAAAUAAAUAAAAAUAAAGUAAAUAAAAAUCACUUUGAAUGAGAGAAAGACACUGUAACAACAAGUGAGAAAGAGAAUAUUACAAGAACGUUCUCGAAAGUAAAAUAAUAAUAUCUUUUAUCUAUAACUUAUAAAAUACUUAAUGAAAUAUUCACACAAAAUCAACACCCCCUCGAAUGAUUGAGUACGAUCUAAUUUACUUUAAUUAAUUUUUGUUUAAAAUUUUUAAGAAAAAACAAUUGCUCUUGAGAAAAUAUUAAAUUACAUCUGGAAAAAAAAAGAAAAUGGAGAAUA
Molecule: messenger RNA, 3034 nt
Organism: Chrysoperla carnea
Lineage: Eukaryota; Metazoa; Arthropoda; Insecta; Neuroptera; Chrysopidae
Gene: Myc
Product: myc protein
Exons: 3
Coding region: 219-2090 (623 amino acids)
Biological process (GO): regulation of transcription by RNA polymerase II
Molecular function (GO): DNA-binding transcription factor activity, RNA polymerase II-specific; protein dimerization activity; RNA polymerase II cis-regulatory region sequence-specific DNA binding
Source: RefSeq, a predicted model, not a curated record